CCGUCGUCACUCUGAUUCCCAGUCUUCCUGGAAAGUGAGACAACUGAGCUUGCUUAAACCCUAACAAUGGCGAUCGUGAGUCCCCAGCAGCAACCUCAAAUCCACAGGUUUCCGCAAUUCAAGUAUGUUGACGGCGUUCGAUGGCUUCCACCGCUCUCCGCAUUCGGCCGGUUUGCCGUCGUUGCCCUUUUCGACUCCGAUUCCGACUCAUCCUCCAUUGAAAUUCACUCCCUUACUCAAAAUCCGCUGGAUAUGGCUCCUCAGUCGUUUUGGACGUCACCUUCAAGAAUCUCUUCCCUUAAAACCUCUCAAUUCUAUCAGAACCCUCUCGUUUUCGCUUCGACUUAUACGGGCUCUCUUCAUGUUCUAUCUGUCGAGCCAAUGGAUGCGUCGCUCGAUUCGGAGCUCUCCGUGCCUGAGAAGGUAUUGCACGAUAGACCUAUUUCUUGUGUCGAUGUGAUGGAUGGUGGAGGUGAAUGUCUGACGGUUGCGGAAGAUGGACGGGUGAAUUUGGUUAGCGUUGGGGAAUCUGGAUUGAAUUAUCGUCGGAUAUUCGAUAGUAAUGGGUUGGUGUCGUAUACUGCAGCGAAAUGGGCAUCCCCCACUGAGUUUGCGACAGGAGGUUGUGGGUUUAGCUUGCAAUGGUGGGAUCAGAGGAAGCCCGGUGGAGCAGUUUCUCAGUUUAAGGGCGACUGGGCUUCUGGUAUUGUUCACUGCAUAGACAUCCAUCCAUCCCGAAAACACACUUGUUUGGCAGGAGGCUCUUUCGGAACUGUCUUUGCCUGGGAUUUGAGGUGGCAACAGCAGCCUAUCAUUCUCUCAGGUCUAGAAGGGAGCAAAACAUCAAAUUUUUCGCCAUGUGAAAGUGAGGUUUGGGAGGUUCACUAUGAUCCUUAUAUUAAGUCUGGCAACAUUGGUGGCAUGUCAUCUUCGCAGAUUUUACCUGCCAUGAUCUGCUCCGAGGACGGGAUUAUAACAAGUAUUGAACAAGGCAAGCAGCCUGUGGAACUGCUAGCAGAACCUUGCGCAAUUAAUGGUUUUGACAUCGACCGUCAACACCCAUCGGAAGUGAUAUGUAAUUUGGAAUGGGAAUCCGUGGCCAUCCUGUCAAGACCUUGAUUUUCAGAAGUCAUCGUCUUUUCUAAAUCGUUUGGUUACAAUCCACUAUAUCGAUCCCUUUGACGAUGUAAGGUUUUUUGUAUCUAUAGCUUUUUUACCUCUCGCAGAAUGCAUGCGAUUUCUUAGUUUUAGGCUCAUGUAAAAUUUGAGGCUGUUGCUGGGUUUAGUUACACCACGUAAUUUGAACUGAAUUUUGAUAUGGAUUAUCAUAUUGGUCUUGACCAUAUCAGGGUGAUAUGAAUGAUGUAACUUUGCAUUGUGUUUUUAAUGUAUUUCUUCUUUUUUUCAUUCUA
Messenger RNA from Cucurbita moschata (crookneck pumpkin), 1412 nucleotides. RefSeq names its product nuclear pore complex protein NUP43. NCBI's taxonomy places the organism in Eukaryota, Viridiplantae, Streptophyta, Magnoliopsida, Cucurbitales, Cucurbitaceae. Gene Ontology annotation, molecular function: protein binding. The record is from RefSeq and is a predicted model, not a curated record. The transcript has 5 exons. Gene Ontology annotation, cellular component: nuclear pore outer ring. The coding region runs from base 67 to 1119 and encodes 350 amino acids.